Messenger RNA from Vitis riparia (riverbank grape), 1314 nucleotides. RefSeq names its product glycine-rich cell wall structural protein-like. The record is from RefSeq and is a predicted model, not a curated record. Bases 1 to 1314 code for a protein of 437 amino acids. The transcript has 4 exons. Lineage: Eukaryota; Viridiplantae; Streptophyta; Magnoliopsida; Vitales; Vitaceae.
AUGAAUUACAAGGCUUUCGUUUUCCUCAGUCUCUUAUUUGCAGUCGAUAUUCUGGUCUCUUCUGUGGUGUUGGCUGAGACAUCUAUAGAUGAGAAAAAUCAGGAUAUAAAUCAGCUAGAUGAUGCAAAUGCCAGGUGCCAACACGGUUGUUGCGGUGGCUAUGGCAGAUUUGGAUGCAUGAGCUGUUGCUCAAAUGCUGUUGAGGCUGGAACCAUGGUAGCCGAACCUCAAAAACCGGAAGCAAACCAUGUAGAUGAUGUAAGAAAUCAUGGUGCUGGCGGUUAUGGAGGAGGGCACGGAGGUGGAGGUGGUGGCGGCGGUGGUGGCCAUGGAGGUGGUGGUGGUGGACAAGGAGGUGGUGGCGGUGGCGGCCAUGGAGGUGGUGGUUAUGGAGGAGGGCAGGGUGGUGGCGGCCAAGGAGGUGGUCAAGGAGGAGGUGGUACCGGAGGUGGUCAAGGCGGAGGUGGUGGUGUAGGUGGUGGUCAGGGUGGUGGCAGCCAAGGAGGUGGUCAAGGAGGAGGUGGUACCGGAGGUGGUCAAGGCGGAGGUGGUGGUCAGGGUGGUGGCGGCCAAGGAGGUGGUCAAGGAGGAGGUGGUACCGGAGGUGGUCAAGGCGGAGGUGGUGGUGUAGGUGGUGGUCAGGGUGGUGGCCAAGGAGGUAGUCAAGGAGGAGGACAGGGAGGCGGUCAAGGUGGUGGCCAAGGAGGUGGCCAAGGAGGUGGUCAAGGUGGAGGAGGUGGUGUAGGCGGUGGCCAAGGAGGAGGACAGGGAGGCGGUCAAAGUGGUGGCCAAGGAGGUGGUCAAGGUGGAGGAGGUGGUGUAGGCGGUGGCCAAGGAGGAGGACAGGGAGGCGGUCAAGGUGGUGGCCAAGGAGGUGGUCAAGGUGGAGGGGGUAGUGGAGGUGGCAGCCAAGGAGGAGGAGGUGGUGUAGGCGGUGGCCAAGGAGGAGGACAGGGAGGCAGCCAAGGUGGUGGCCAAGGAGGUGGUCAAGGUGGAGGUGGCUACCAAGGCGGAGGAGGUGGUGUAGGAGGUGGUCAUGGAGGAGGUGGAGGCAGCGGUCAUGGAGGUGGUGGAGGUGGAGCUGGUCAUGGUGGUGGUGGAGGCGGUCAUGGAGGUGGUGGAGGUGGAGGAGGUCAUGGAGGCGGUGGGGGAGGAGGUGGUCAUGGAGGAGGUGGAGGUGGUGGUCAUGGAGGUGGUGGAGGUGGUGGUCAUGGAGGAGGACAUGGAGGAGGUGGCGGAGGAGGAGGCUACGGAGGAGGAAGUGAUGGCCAAGGAAGCAACUACACUGUAAAUGGAAGGAAGAUGCUGCAUUAA